Lepus europaeus (European hare) is the source of this 3267-nucleotide messenger RNA. It is a transcript of the gene ATAT1, whose product is annotated as alpha tubulin acetyltransferase 1. The transcript has 9 exons. Gene Ontology annotation, molecular function: tubulin N-acetyltransferase activity. Gene Ontology annotation, biological process: alpha-tubulin acetylation. Bases 25 to 927 code for a protein of 300 amino acids. Gene Ontology annotation, cellular component: microtubule. The record is from RefSeq and is a predicted model, not a curated record. NCBI's taxonomy places the organism in Eukaryota, Metazoa, Chordata, Mammalia, Lagomorpha, Leporidae.
GGGUCCGGCCGCGCACAAUGGGCCAUGGAGUUCCCGUUCGAUGUGGACGCGCUGUUCCCGGAGCGGAUCACGGUGCUGGACCAGCACCUGCGGCCCCCGGCCCGCCGACCCGGAACCACAACUCCGGCCCGUAUUGAUCUGCAGCAGCAAAUUAUGACCAUUGUAGAUGAACUGGGCAAGGCUUCUGCCAAGGCCCAGCACCUUCCUGCUCCCAUCACCAGCGCGUCAAGAAUGCAGAGCAACCGCCAUGUCAUUUAUGUGCUCAAAGACACUGCAGCCCGACCGGCUGGGAAAGGAGCCAUUAUUGGUUUCAUCAAAGUUGGAUACAAGAAGCUCUUUGUAUUGGAUGAUCGUGAGGCUCACAAUGAGGUAGAACCACUCUGCAUCUUGGACUUUUACAUACACGAGUCGCUGCAACGCCAUGGCCAUGGGCGAGAACUCUUCCAGUACAUGCUGCAGAAGGAGCGUGUCGAACCACACCAGCUGGCCAUUGACCGACCUUCACAGAAGCUGCUGAAGUUCCUGAAUAAGCACUACAACCUGGAGACCACCGUCCCACAGGUGAACAACUUUGUGAUCUUUGAAGGCUUCUUCGCCCAUCAACAUCCCCCAGCACGGAAGCUGCCACCCAAGAGAGCAGAGGGAGACAUUAAGCCAUACUCCUCUAGUGACCGAGAAUUUCUGAAGGUAGCUGUGGAGCCUCCUUGGCCCCUCAACAGGGCCCCUCGCCGUGCCACACCUCCAGCCCACCCGCCCCCACGCUCCAGCAGCCUGGGAAAUUCGCCAGAUCGGGGUCCCCUCCGCCCCUUCGUGCCAGAGCAGGAGCUGCUGCGUUCCCUGCGCCUCUGCCCCCCGCACCCUACUGCCCGCCUUCUGCUGGCCACCGACCCUGGAGGCAGCCCAGCCCAGCGGCGCCGCACCAGGUAACAGGAGUUGGUGGGUUAGGGAGCCUGCAGGCUGUGCAGGAAGAGGUCGGGAAUGGAACUGAAGGGCAGGCGGACUGGGGAGUCCAGAAAGCUUUCCAGAAAAGUCAGUGGACUGACUGUAUUUGUGGAAACGAUCGGGAAGCAAAUUAUAUUAUUAUGGGGAGCCCAGUUUUAACACUGGAGUUGCAUGGAAAGGUGGAAGAGCACAGAGGGCCACUGGGCGGGGCAUCUGGGCCUUCUGAGACCAGGAAGGGCAGUGUCCCUGACACCGACCGGGGAGCCACUGGCCCCAAGUCCUAGCGGGCAGGGCACGGGCGUCUCCUUUGUUUCUCUCCCUGGCUUUCUCUUCACCUCUGACUUCUCUGUUUUUCUCUCUCCCCCAUUUUCCUCCUCCCUUCCUCCCACCCCUGACAUCCCUCCACAGCUCCCUUCCCCGCUCUGAUGACAGUCGAUACUGACUGACAGCCACCCCCCUCCCUCCCUGGGAGACGCGGGGUAGGCAGAGACCCUCCCCCUAGGAACCUCAGACCCACUCUUCCACUGCAUCCUCCAGGACCCAGUGGAACCCAUAGGAUUCCCUCUUCCCCUUUCUUGGAGAACUGGGUUGUCAGGGUCCCAAAUGGCCUAAUCCUUGGUAGGUUUUCUUACCACAAGAAGGCACCUCGCGCCCCUGACUUGUGUUCUAACUCGCUCCCCACAGACACUAAUUAUCUAGAGAAGCACACUCUCUGGCCUGCUGUCAGACUCUAGAACACCCUGGAAGGCCCGAGGGCCUCCGCCAGCAGGGAACCCUGGAGCCUCACCCACGGAGUAACUCCCAUACUCCCUCUGCAGUGCCAGCGGCUCCAAUACUGCUUUGUGCUGCCUGCCCUUGCCAGCCAGUGAACAAUCCAGGGACCGAUCAGCUCCCCAGUGGGGUCCAUUCAACAUUGCCAAACUCUCAAUUUCCAUAUGUUUUGUGUACGUGUUAGGGGACCCCCAAACCCAUGUUGCUUUGGGGACUCCAAAGGAGACUUGCUGACACCACCACAUGCCUAGAUCCAGAUUCUCUGAGGGAGCAUGUUUCUUGGCAGGGGAAUCCCAAAAAGCCCCCUGGGAUCACUCAGCCAUGUUUCUCAAGUUAGGUUUGGGUCUCAAGGGUCUAUCAGAUCCUGGAAUCUCCUCACAUGCAUCCUGCCCUGUAGCUUUGCGGAUAUAUUGUCUUGUGAGACUGUCUUGAGAUGAGAUGGGGUACCACUCUUCCUCUGGCCUUCCCCCUCUUCUUUCCUCCAUAGUAAGAACCUCCCUCCCUGCUCCACGCCCAGGGUAUAGACAGCUCCUCCCCCUCCACACCCCUUUAUGUGUGUAGAUCAGGUACCCCUUGCCACUGUGUUCCCUGAAACCCUUGGGAGCAGGAUCUCCCUCUCUCCCUACUCCUCCCUUUUCUUUUCCCUCUCAGUGUUGUCUGAAUAAAGUAUGAAUUCUUUUGUGUUUUCUAAAUUGACAUUUUCACUGGAAAAAAAAAAAAGAAACACUAAAAAAAGUCUUCAGGUGUCAGCCUCGUUUGUGUAUCACCCCUAUCUUCCUGGGAUCUCAGGACCACUGUCUCUCUCACCCUCCUCCCCUCUGGGAUCUGCAGAACACCUGCCAGGGAGCCUCUGCGCUGGGUCUCCGCAGAGCCCACCCCUCUCGUGUAGUGGCUGAAUCCCUCUGCGUAGCCCUCUGCGUCCUCCCCCUCCCUCCCUCAGCGAUCUCCGCCCUUGACCCUGGCCGGCCCCUGCGGAGAUGCCAAGGUUUACCAGCAUCUUGGGAUCCACUAAUUGCCUCCCAACUGAUCCCUGGAUUCCUCUUCCCACUUUGAUUUCCUGAUGUCUGCCCCACUGAACCCUUGGAUCUCUCUCUCUCUCAAGACAAGCCCUUACCACCAUCCAUAGUCCAGCACAACUGGUCUAUUCCAAAGGCUCCUUUCCUUUUCCUCCUAAAUUUGCCUUUGGCCUAUGGUAUCUUAGAGUGACCACGUUUUCCAAACCAUGUAUCAGGGCACCAGGUCCAACAAAUUCUUUUGUGCCUGUACAAGCGUCUGUUUCUCUAAGAUGACUUGGAUCACAUUUAGCCAUACAUUUAAUACAUUACCUCAACUGGAAGGAAAAAAAGCAACAACUUAGGACUGCUUCAGAAAAUCUUGGGGCACAAAAGGAGCUCCCUCCCCUUCUCUGGGCACAGCUUAGAUUAGAACCCCUUAGGAAUGGUAAGUACCCCCUUCUCCUUGGUCCACUGCUGUUCCUUCUAUGCCUUCCCUCUGAUCCCUCCAUACCACCCAUAUUCCAUCCUGUAGCCUCUCCCCCAUCAUCUCCCAUUUCUU